Messenger RNA from Chrysoperla carnea, 1670 nucleotides. RefSeq names its product folliculin-interacting protein 1-like. Gene Ontology annotation, molecular function: protein-folding chaperone binding; ATPase inhibitor activity. Gene Ontology annotation, cellular component: cytoplasm. The transcript has 4 exons. Lineage: Eukaryota; Metazoa; Arthropoda; Insecta; Neuroptera; Chrysopidae. Bases 449 to 1630 code for a protein of 393 amino acids. The record is from RefSeq and is a predicted model, not a curated record.
UUGUGAAACUUUAACAAAUAAAUCGCGUAGUAAUUUAAAAAGGACGAAAACUCAUUCAUCUUUUAGUAGUGCGGAUGAAACUUCUUUUAAUUAUCAUAAUUUAUCAAAAAGAAUUAUCAAUAAUUUUGAAUCAAUUCAUGAAAAUGUUGAAAAAACUUCAAAAAAUGAUUUUAAUAAUAAGACUGACGAUGAAAAUGUCGUAUUUGUUUUGGGUGAAAACGAAAAAUUAGUUGAUAUCAAACCAAAAAUAAUCGAAGAAAAAUCAAGUGAAACAUCGCAUGCACUUAAACGAUCCCAAAGUGCUCCACCUCCAUCUUUUCCAUCAUCAUCAUCUUCUGAAUCGUUCCAAUCAAAGUGUCCACCAAACAGUCCAUGCCAUCAAAGGUUUAAAAAACAUUCAGGGGUAAAAUUUAAUUUCGAACAAUAUCCACAAAUUGCAACCAAUUACAUGAAAAGUAAAAAUUUAGAAAUUGGGAAUAUUUCUUUCUUGGAUAAAAAAUUUAGUGAUGACGAAUUAUCACCAACCAAUGUUGAAAUUUCAAAAAUUAAUUUCCCUGAAACUUCCGAAUGUCAAUGUGGUUUUAAAGAUUGUAUAGGUGAAUCUGAAGAAAUUGUUUUACAAACACCAUCAAAUGCUUCUGAAUUAGAAUCUACAAGUGAUUUAUUACCUCAAGCUAGUACCAAAUAUUUUUAUGCCGAAGAAAAAGUUCAUUCAAAUUUAACACAGCAUACAUUUCAAAGAAAAACGUUAAAUAAUACGUUUGUUGUUAAUGAAAAUGGUGUCGAUUCUCUACCUGUUACCAAAAAUAAUUACAAAAGGAAUAAAAAUUUUAAAUAUAGACUACAUGCGCCUGAAACAGAAAAUGGUGCAAAGAUCAACAAUGAUAAUGGAAAGAAAACUAUAACCCAAGUAAAAACACAUCCUUUGGAAGAAAAUGAUUCAGAUAAUGAAGAAGUUAAAAUUUAUAAUCAAAUUAAAACGAUGAAAUUAAAAAUGGUGUCAUUACCUUUAUCUAGAUCUUUAGAUAUUCCAUUAUCUCAAAACUUUCCACCAGCUGGCUACAAAUCAUCAUUAUUACGAAUUGAAAAGAUAAAUGAACAAUACAUGCCAGGAGUAAUUUUACAAGGUAUCACUGAACCAAUUUCGGUAUGGAGUUGUGCUUUAAAGCGUGAUUUAGCAUUAACUGUGCGUCAUAGUCCAAUUGAUCAACCUAUUUCGGAAGCUAUUUGCAUAUUAGCUGAUAUGGAUAACUGGAAAGUACAAUUAAUUUCAAGUUCGUCAACAACCGUAAGUGGUUUAACUGGUUUACCUCAGGUUCAAAAUUCAUCAUUAGUUGGCACUCCGGUAUCUUCUUCACAAUUGGUUGGUGAUAUGCUAGAAUCUUUUCAAGAACUUUGGAAAUUGCGAGUUUCUCCUCAAUUUUGUUUACAACAUAUAGAAGAAAAAUUACGUGAAAUAUAUUUGAGAUCAUUUGCAUUUAGUGAAUUAUUAAUGGCUACUGAUUUUUGUGAUAUGGCAUUUUUGACAAGUGCUUUAGACUUACAUCCAAAUGAUGUGCCAUUAUUAUUAGCAGUUGCAUCUACACAUACACCGCAAGUUGCUCAAAAAUACGGUGUUACAUUUCAAUAAAUUGUGUUCACUAAAUUAUGUUUUUUAUUUUGUGAUUAUG